AUGAACACAACUGUUCCCGCAUCAACUACUUACAAUAGCAGUCAGCAGGCUGUACACACCUCCGCUGCUUGCGAAUUCACAACAUUUGAAUUUGUAGGCUACUUCUACAUUCUCACGAUAGUCUGCUUCAUUGGAUGCAUUUUUAACUUCAUAAAUAUCAUCGUCUUUGCCCAGAAAUGUUUCCGUGCAACGGUUUACACUUACAUGUUAGCCAUCUCCUUAACGGACGCGAUUGCUCUCUUGGUGAAUCUGCCAACAGGUCUCGGAAGGUAA
Hydatigera taeniaeformis is the source of this 273-nucleotide messenger RNA. Lineage: Eukaryota; Metazoa; Platyhelminthes; Cestoda; Cyclophyllidea; Taeniidae. The record is from the annotation of a GenBank genome assembly.